UGAUUUGGUCAAACAAAAGGAAAGGCGAAAACACAACCAACGGACUGAAGCCGGAAGCGCCAUUAGAGCAUCUCCACAAGGGGUAAAACAGGAAAAAGCGGAAACCACCCAAAAAAAAAAAAAAGUUCCCAAAUAGAAAAUUUCCCAACAAAUAAAAAUCGCCCACGCCUUCCUUCAAACCUAAUCACAAAAAAAAAAAAAAAAGUUUUCGUUGGAGAAGAAGAGUUCUUAUUUAAUAACAGAAAAAAGACUUUUCUUCUCGCAUUCGGAAUUAGGGAUUACAAAAAAAAAAAAAGGAGGAAGUAGAUAAUAAUUAGACCAACGAAAAAAUCAAUUCGCCAUUAUUGAAAUCCGAUUAGCCCCUUCGUCAACAACGCGGAAAACGCCCUUUUUCUGGUUUUGUUUUUGUUUUCUCUCUGAUCCUCUAAAAUCCACGAGCAGCAAAAAACUUACGAGAUGGAGCACGAAGAGACAGGAUGCCAAACAGCCCCCGAAGGUCCUAUCUUGUGCGCUAACAACUGCGGCUUCUUCGGAAGUGCUGCGAAUAUGAACAUGUGCUCCAAGUGCUACAAGGACCAAGUAUUGAAACAAGAACAAGCCAAAGUUGCUGCUUCGUCGAUCGAAAACAUUGUCAACGGAUCAUCAUCAUCAUCAUCAUCAUCAUCAUCAACAUCAACUGGGGUCGAAAAAGAAUCCGCUGUAAUAGCAGAAUCUGGAAACGUGAAAAUCGAUCUGGUGGAAGUGAAAACAAUUACUGCCCCAUCAUUGAACGUUUCUUCAACCCCUGCAGUAGUAGCAGCCGUUGAGCCAAAGGCGAAAGAGGGCCCUGCGAGAUGCAGCUCUUGCAAGAAACGGGUCGGGCUAACCGGAUUCAAAUGCCGUUGCGGUAACAUGUACUGUGGGUCCCACCGCUAUUCGGACAAGCACGACUGCCCCUUCGAUUACCGAACUGCAGGGCGGGAUGCUAUAGCCAAAGCCAAUCCAGUUGUUAAGGCAGAAAAGCUGGACAAAAUCUAAGUCGAAAAAUUUCUGGAAAACAUGGCACUUGUUUUAAUCAUCAUUACCAAGCUUGCUGAUUCGUAGUUGCCCUAUGCCUUCCGAUCUUAGAUUAUACACGUUUGAGGCAUCGUGGGCAAUUACGACAGCUGCAGGUGAAAAAAAAAACGUUUGUGUUUGCGUUUGGUUAAUCGUUGGUCUUUUAGUGUUUCUGUGUCUGAGUGGGUUUUCUGUGUUUCCUUAGAUAGUUUUUAAAGACAAUCCAUGAAAGACUUGUCAGAUUGUAAAUUAUGCUUUAAUUUGCCUUUAUAAUAUCUCUACUUCCA
This is a messenger RNA of Erythranthe guttata (spotted monkey flower), 1322 nucleotides long. RefSeq names its product zinc finger A20 and AN1 domain-containing stress-associated protein 8. Gene Ontology annotation, molecular function: zinc ion binding; DNA binding. The record is from RefSeq and is a predicted model, not a curated record. NCBI's taxonomy places the organism in Eukaryota, Viridiplantae, Streptophyta, Magnoliopsida, Lamiales, Phrymaceae.